AUGUAUGAACAAGAAGAACAAGAACAAAGACAAGAACGAGAAGAAGAAUGGAAAAGGCAUGAGAAAAGUACAAGUGCAAGAACAGAAACAAACAAUCAACAACAAAAUCUGCAAUCCCAAGCAUACAUCUCAGAAGAAAGAAGAAAAUAUGGUAUCACAAUGCUCCUCCUCUCCUUUCUCCUUUCUGCUCCAUCUCCGUUGCGCACCCGCCCUAUCUGUUGCGCGCCAUCUUAA
This is a messenger RNA of Botrytis porri, 234 nucleotides long. RefSeq lists its product as uncharacterized. The record is from RefSeq and is a predicted model, not a curated record. NCBI's taxonomy places the organism in Eukaryota, Fungi, Ascomycota, Leotiomycetes, Helotiales, Sclerotiniaceae. The transcript has a single exon. Bases 1 to 234 code for a protein of 77 amino acids.